CUCAAACAUUACUAUUUUUUAUCUCUGUGAUUUCUCCAUGGCUGAAGACAAAAAUCUCUCCAAAAUUCAGCAGCCGCCGGAGAUUGUAGUCCUCGGCCCUCCGGCCAUUUUCAGAACCUACAGCAAAGAAUUCUCCUCAAAAUUCCGAUUACUAAAGCCAUGGGAAUCUCCUCUUCCUCUGGCGGAGUUCCUCGAGGCCCACGCCCACAGCACACGCGCCGCCCUCUGCUCCGGCGUGUUCUCUCUCUCCGCCGCCGUGCUCGCGAAUCUCCCCUCCCUUCAGCUGGUGGUCACCACCAGCGCCGGCCUCAACCACAUAGAUCUCGUCGAGUGCCGCCGCCGCGGCAUCGCCGUCGCCAACGCCGCCAACAUCUUCUCCGCCGAUGUGGCUGACCUCGCGGUGGGGCUCCUCCUCGCCGUCCUCCGCAAAAUCAGCGCCGGAAAUCGAUUCGUGAAAAAUGGAUUUUGGCCGGAUCUAGAAACCUACCCUCUCGGCUUCAAGUUAGGAUGCAAGAAAGUUGGAAUCGUGGGAUUAGGAAGCAUCGGCCUCGAAUUAGCGAAAAGGCUCGAACCAUUCGGCUGCGAAAUAUCAUACCACUCGAGAAAUAAGAAGCCAUUUGUUCCGUACGUAUUUUACCCGGACAUUUUCGAAUUAGCAGUUGCAUCCGAUAUACUUAUACUCUGCUGUGCAUUAACCGAACAAACGCACCACAUGAUCAAUCGAGGGGUACUUUUGGCAUUGGGAAAGAAGGGAGUUAUUAUUAAUAUCGCCCGUGGGGGUGUGAUUGACGAGAAGGAAUUAGUGGCUUGUUUGGCGAGUGGCGAAAUAGCUGGUGCUGGAUUGGACGUCUUCGAAAACGAGCCUUGUGUGCCGAACGAGCUUUUUGGAUUCGACAACGUCGUUUUGUCGCCACAUUGUGCUGUCUUUACGGAGGAGUCGUUUGGUGAUUUGUAUGAGCUUGUUUCGGGUAAUUUGGAAGCUUUCUUCUUGAAUAAGCCUUUGGUUUCUCUGGUUGAGAUGGAGUAGGGGUAUUAUCGUCUUUUCGCAUUGGUAUGUAUGAGUCUUGCCUAUAUUAAUAAUUUAAUUUGUUUUAAUAUUGGGCUGAGUAUUUAUUAAAUUAGUCACAAAGGCCCAAUUCUGAUCCAGCUUAUAUUUCAGGCCCACAUGUGUGACAAA
This is a messenger RNA of Erythranthe guttata (spotted monkey flower), 1177 nucleotides long. Its product is annotated as phenylpyruvate reductase. Gene Ontology annotation, molecular function: glyoxylate reductase (NADPH) activity; hydroxypyruvate reductase [NAD(P)H] activity; NAD binding. The record is from RefSeq and is a predicted model, not a curated record. Lineage: Eukaryota; Viridiplantae; Streptophyta; Magnoliopsida; Lamiales; Phrymaceae. Gene Ontology annotation, cellular component: cytosol.